AUGAACUCAUUGCUGGAUCCUUUGCGUCUUCGGCCGGACCGUCUUCCGUCACCGGCGUUUAUGCCCCGGGACGACGACUAUGCUGAACUCCUGCGCAGCAAUGACUUCGACGUCCGACUUCAGACACUCAACCGGCUGGCCGGUCUAUCGCGACGUGACGCCGACUGGUUCACCCACUGUGCUCGAAAAGGCGAAUUCUUUAAAAAUAUUGAUCGAAUAUUAUCGGACGAUCGAUGGGAAGUGCAGCAUCAGUGCAUCAAAUUUCUUUAUGAAGCAAUGCCCACAUUUGGGUCGAACCUCGAGUACUGCAUCUGCUACCUGAUGCCAAAUCUGCUCCCAAAACUAGGAAGUUCAAAAAUUACUGUCAGAAAAAUCUCUAUACAAGCGGUACAAGCAUUUCUACGACUGCAGCCGGAAGCUCUUGGAUCAAUGCUGAAAACGUUGUCCAAUUUUUUGCUCACAUCCGCGGAGCGGACCACGAAAACUGAGGUGGUGCGAGAGUUCCCGGCCAUGUUUCUUCCUGAGUUGUUGAACAGCGAUUGGUCGAAUCUUCUCGAUGCCCUGACGAGACUGAUGGCAACUUCGGACGGAGAGAUGGCCGAAAAUGCGGCUAUCACUGCCAAGAAACUGGAAGUGCCUUCACAAGUGGUAACCAGGAACACCUUCAAACUGGCGUCCGGAGAGAGGCGUUUCCGCUUCGGCAUCGUGCCGUCCGUCAUCGCCGCCAUGGUCAUCGACAACACCGACGCGGUCACCAGGAUAUCAGGGCUAGAGAAGUGGAAGCAGUUGAUCGAAAACAUCACAAACGAGGAGAUUUCUCGUCUCGUGCCUCAUCUGCACUCGUACCUCAUAUCGCUCAGCAACGUACUCACCGAACUCAACUUUAAG
Molecule: messenger RNA, 888 nt
Organism: Ostertagia ostertagi
Lineage: Eukaryota; Metazoa; Nematoda; Chromadorea; Rhabditida; Trichostrongylidae
Source: the annotation of a GenBank genome assembly